This is a messenger RNA of Asterias rubens (European starfish), 2657 nucleotides long. RefSeq names its product tRNA (adenine(58)-N(1))-methyltransferase, mitochondrial-like. The transcript is spliced from 8 exons. Gene Ontology annotation, biological process: tRNA methylation. Gene Ontology annotation, cellular component: tRNA (m1A) methyltransferase complex. NCBI's taxonomy places the organism in Eukaryota, Metazoa, Echinodermata, Asteroidea, Forcipulatida, Asteriidae. The coding region runs from base 117 to 1781 and encodes 554 amino acids. The record is from RefSeq and is a predicted model, not a curated record.
CAAGAGUGAUCAACCGUCCAAGGGGGUGACACAUUGGCUGAGUAGAGGGCUGGGAAACUCGGCAGAGUGUGCACAUUCAAACCGAAUUAACUUGAUUGUUCAGCACCGACAUCAAUAUGGACCACCAGAACCUCAUGCGACUGAGCUUAAGCUCUGCCAGAUUCUUAUACUAUAGAAUCCCAAUCACCAAUCAACCGAUCAACAAAGUUAGAAUCAGUCACCAGGUUCUCCAAAGAGCCAUGUCUUCCUACAGUGACCAGCCUCCGAUGCUGUCUUCAAGACAAUCUCAAGCUCAUUCAAGCAUUCUGCGACUGAAGAUGAGAGAAAGCAAACAACACUUGCAUUAUCUUCCUGAAGGAUGGAGGCCUCCUCCAGGUGGAUACAGAAGGCAGGGAGGUCAUUGUAGAAAUCAGGUUAUCUACAGACAUUUUGCAAGUGAUCAUUCCGGUCAUGGGGACGACAAAUCCUCCUCAAGUGAAGACAAAGAGUUUUCACAUGGUAAGAUGAGCUACAUUGAGGCAAGGAAGAGAGGGGUCAUUCAAGGGAGGCGGAGCUUGUUGCCAAUGGAACGGGUAGGGGGAAUGCUGGAGACGGAUUUAGACGGUGAAGAGGUACCAUGUCAACCGCCAUCCAAGAUAGUGCAUGAUGUAGAAGACGAGAUGUCUGCUAACAUGACUAGCGAUUCACACAGCAGCACUCCACUGACUGAUCGCAGCGUUGGGUCCACAGCUGCAGGUAACGGCGGCAGCGCAGCGAUGCAGCAGCUAGCAACGUAUCACAACAGUCCACUAAUGAUUGAUGGGGAGAUGGUCAUCGCGUUGAGGGAAAACUUCAAGAGACAUGAGUUUCUUUGUAGGAUGUUCAGACUGGACGCCCAGAACAGAUUCCGUUGCAAGUAUGGUGUUAUCCUCCAUGCUGACAUCGUCGGCCAUCAAGCAGGGAGAACUUUCAGUACUGACUUGGACAUUGAUAUCAUGAUCAGGAGACCCACCCUGGAGGAGUUUGUUCUGUACAUGAGGCGUACCCCCGUUAUAUCUUACCCAAAGGAUUGUUGCACUAUGUUGAUGAUGAUUGAUGCAAGUCCAGGUGAUGUCAUAUUAGAAGCAGGAACAGGGUCAGGUGCCAUGACGCUAUUUCUCUCAAGAGCAGUUGGUGAACGAGGCUGUGUUCAUUCGUUUGAAGCAAGGGAAGUGCACCAGAAGAGAGCUAUGAAGAAUAUAAACCAGUGGAGGUCAUCUUGGAAUGUCUGUCAUCCUGAGCAUCAUUGGCCGCAAAAUGUCUCCUUUCACUUGGGCAAGUUGGAGAGUCGUUGCAAGGAUCUUGGCCCCUCAUUGUUAGUAGAUGGAGCUGUAAUAGACAUGGAGAGGCCAUGCGCUGCUAUACCAACCCUAGCAGAAAGACUUAAACCAGGCAAAUCUGCUGUCAUAUAUGUGGCUAAUAUUACACAGAUCAUUGAUAUAGCAGAGUUUCUAAGAGUGAAUGAGUAUCCUCUGACCAUGGAGAGGGUACUAGAUGUAACUCAUAAGGCGUGGGUUGUGAAUCAAGCAAGACGACACAGCGGCACUUCUCUUAGUGACCCAAGACUUACCGUUGACCCAAACUCCUCAGAUCAAAGCGAUGGAGAAGAUGAUGGUUACAAUCCACUGAGACAGAAAACCCAAUACAUUGAAGAUGAUGUACCAAAGUAUAUUGCACGGCCUCACAACAACCAAUUUGGACACACAGCUUUCUUAGUUUCACUCAGGAAGAUUGAGAGCAGUACUUCAACGUAUAAAAUGUGAUAUUGAGAUGCAGAAUACUGAAAAAGAACCUCAACACAGGUAUUAACCCUCCUACUCUCUGACAUUCAACGACUGGUUCCGAAUGAUAGAUCAACUUUGCCAGCCUGCAACAUGGUGGGGAAUGCAUUUACACAGUUCACAGUUAACCCUCCUCCCAAUUAACUGUUCAAUAUCAUUUAACGACUGGUUCUGAAUGAUAGAUCAACUAUGCCAGCCUGCAAGAUGGUGGGCAAUGCAUUAACACAGUUCACACUUAACCCUCCUACUCAUUAACUGUUUAAUAUCACUCUGGUUCUGAAUGAUAGAUCAACUACAUGUAUGCCAGCCUGCAAUAUGAUCCUACAUGGUCAACCCUCCUACUCCCUGACCAUUUAAUGCAUCCAUUGUGGUUUUGUUUGAUACAUAAACUGUGAUAGCAUGAAAACGUAUGAUAUAAUUUGGUAUGUCUAUACCACUGAACCACCAAGCAAACUUAUACAAUUUUCUCAUUUUAAUACUGUUUCUUAUAUCAUACAAUUUAUAUUUUAUUUAAUAUGCAUAAACAUCUACAUUGUCUUUUAAAACCUUUUCUUAAAUUAAGUUGUCUGAAAAAAUUCAUUCUUAUUUUUCUCCAAAGGUUAUAUAAAGUAAAUCUUGAGUUGUCCUUUUUAUAAUAUUUCCUUCCAAAAUGUAUUUUAUAAAUGGUUAUUAUGGCAGCCAAAAGCAAAUGCAUUUCUAUAAUUUGUUUGUGAGCUACUCACAUGACAAGAAGUUUAAACAAUUUAAACUUAAUUGUAAACCAAAUACAAAUCUAUGUAAAGAAUAAAUCAGCCUUGUGGUUUAUAAUGUAAUACUGCAGUAUGCGAACAAACUUCACUCUUGUCAAUUCUGUGUGAC